UUCCAUUUCCAAAAUCAACGCAACCAUCUCAUUCUACUCCACUAAAUUCAUCAUACCACCAAACCCACCUCCACUUCUUCAAUUUCCAUCCAAACUUUCUUCUAAACAAAACCCAUCAUCACCACCAUCAAUUUCAAAUCAAAUCAUGGGUGGUUAUUGGGGUUUGUCAGCAGUAGUCCUAUUAGUAGCAACCGCCGCAGUAUUCACAACUCCGGUCACCGGAAAUUCAGAAGGAGACGCACUUUAUGCACUUCGCCGGAGCUUGAAUGAUCCAGAUAAAGUUCUUCAAAGCUGGGAUCCGAAUCUUGUGAACCCAUGUACUUGGUUUCACGUCACUUGUAAUCAAGAUAAUCAUGUCACUCGUGUGGAUCUUGGAAAUUCAAAAUUGUCGGGUCAUCUUGUGCCCGAACUAGGAAAACUUGAACAUCUACAGUAUCUGGAGCUUUACAAGAAUACCAUUCAAGGUCCAAUUCCUGCAGAGAUUGGUAACUUGAAGAGCCUCAUAAGCUUGGAUCUCUACAACAACAAUAUUUCUGGCAGUAUUCCACCUACACUCGGGAAGUUGAAAUCUCUAGUGUUUUUGCGUCUUAAUGAUAACCGUCUAACUGGAAGAAUCCCUAGGGAACUCAUUGGUAUUUCAAGUUUGAAAGUUGUGGACGUAUCAAACAAUAACCUCUGUGGAACAAUUCCCACCACCGGCCCGUUUGAACACAUCCCUUUGAACAACUUUGAGAACAACCCUCGUCUAGAAGGACCAGAGUUGCAGGGACUAGCAAGUUAUGAUACCAACUGCUACUGAAGUGGUCAAGUUUGAUGUUUUAUAACUCCGUUUUGAGUUACAAGAACUCUUGUUAAAACAUAUGAGAUCGGGAUAGUUUGUGAUAUCGUCUGUAAAAUCGUUAUGUUGUGGAUGUAUGUUGUUCUGGAAUAUAUAUAAUAUUUGGUAGCAACCAAUGGAAGGUAUAACUUGACGUA
Messenger RNA from Erigeron canadensis, 975 nucleotides. RefSeq names its product leucine-rich repeat protein 1-like. The record is from RefSeq and is a predicted model, not a curated record. Gene Ontology annotation, molecular function: protein binding. NCBI's taxonomy places the organism in Eukaryota, Viridiplantae, Streptophyta, Magnoliopsida, Asterales, Asteraceae. Bases 146 to 799 code for a protein of 217 amino acids. The transcript has 6 exons.